Molecule: messenger RNA, 3673 nt
Organism: Mesoplodon densirostris (Blainville's beaked whale)
Lineage: Eukaryota; Metazoa; Chordata; Mammalia; Artiodactyla; Ziphiidae
Gene: INTS9
Product: integrator complex subunit 9
Exons: 17
Coding region: 210-2186 (658 amino acids)
Biological process (GO): snRNA processing
Cellular component (GO): integrator complex
Source: RefSeq, a predicted model, not a curated record
AAAGGGAGGAAAAGGAAAGACGACCACAGUUCCCAUGAUGCACGGAGAGAUGACUACAUUUCCCAUGACGCAGCGGGGGGCGGUGCGUAGGGAAGAAAGACUGCAUGUCCCGCGAUGCUCUCUGCAGGCCGGUGGCGGAGAUUGAACCGGAAGACGCUUUCUGGGUCUGAGGAGUGGAGUGACUGGUUUUGAACAGCCAAAAGUCCAAUAUGAAACUGUAUUGCCUGUCAGGGCACCCAACCUUACCAUGCAAUGUACUCAAAUUCAAAUCAACCACCAUUAUGCUGGACUGUGGACUGGACAUGACUUCCACCCUCAAUUUCCUUCCUUUGCCACUUGUUCAAAGUCCCAGGCUGUCUAAUCUUCCUGGCUGGUCCCUAAAGGAUGGAAAUGCUUUCUUGGACAAGGAGCUAAAGGAGUGCUCAGGUCAUGUGUUUGUGGAUUCUGUGCCCGAAUUCUGCCUACCAGAGACGGAGCUAAUAGAUCUGUCUACGGUAGAUGUGAUCCUCAUCUCUAACUAUCACUGCAUGAUGGCUCUGCCCUACAUCACUGAGCACACGGGGUUCACAGGCACGGUCUAUGCCACAGAGCCCACCGUUCAGAUCGGCAGGCUUCUCAUGGAAGAGUUGGUGAACUUCAUUGAACGCGUGCCCAAGGCUCAGUCUGCCUCCUUGUGGAAGAACAAGGAUAUUCAGCGGCUGCUGCCUUCUCCUCUCAAGGAUGCAGUAGAAGUAUCAACCUGGAGAAGAUGCUAUACAAUGCAAGAGGUGAACUCUGCCCUUAGUAAAAUCCAGCUGGUGGGAUAUUCUCAGAAAAUUGAGCUUUUUGGUGCAGUCCAGGUGACUCCUUUAAGCUCUGGCUAUGCCCUUGGAAGCUCCAACUGGAUUAUCCAAUCCCAUUAUGAGAAAGUGUCUUACGUCUCUGGAUCCUCCUUGCUUACCACACACCCCCAGCCCAUGGACCAAGCUUCUCUCAAAAACAGCGAUGUUCUCAUUCUGACAGGCCUUACCCAGAUUCCCACCGCAAACCCAGACAACAUGGUGGGAGAGUUCUGCAGCAACCUGGCACUGACAGUCCGGAACGGAGGAAACGUGUUGGUCCCCUGCUACCCUUCUGGAGUGAUCUAUGACCUUCUGGAAUGCCUGUAUCAGUACAUUGACUCUGCCGGCCUCUCCAGCAUUCCUUUCUACUUCAUCUCCCCAGUGGCUAACAGUUCACUCGAGUUUUCCCAGAUUUUUGCCGAGUGGCUUUGUCACAACAAACAGACCAAGGUGUAUCUCCCAGAACCGCCUUUUCCUCAUGCAGAGCUCAUUCAGACCAACAAGCUGAGGCACUACCCCAGCAUCCACGGAGACUUCAGCAACGACUUCAGACAGCCGUGUGUGGUUUUCACUGGACACCCUUCCCUCCGAUUUGGGGACGUGGUCCAUUUCAUGGAGCUCUGGGGAAAAUCUAGUCUCAACACUGUCAUAUUCACAGAACCUGACUUCUCAUACCUGGAAGCACUAGCUCCCUACCAGCCCUUGGCCAUGAAAUGCAUAUACUGCCCCAUUGAUACGAGACUGAAUUUCAUCCAAGUGUCAAAGCUGCUCAAAGAAGUGCAGCCCCUCCACGUGGUCUGUCCUGAGCAGUACACCCAGCCGCCCCCGGCGCAGUCCCACCGGAUGGACCUGAUGAUUGACUGCCAGCCACCCGCCAUGUCCUAUCGGCGCGCCGAGGUCCUCGCCCUGCCCUUCAAGCGUCGCUAUGAGAAGAUAGAAAUCAUGCCGGAGCUUGCGGACUCACUGGUACCCAUGGAGAUCAAGCCUGGCAUUUCCUUGGCAACCGUCUCGGCCGUGCUGCACACUAAAGAUAACAAGCACGUUCUCCAGCCCCCGCCCAGGCCUGCCCAGCCCACAGGCGGCAAGAAGAGAAAGCGGGCCAGCGACGACAUUCCAGACUGCAAGGUUUUGAAGCCUCUACUGAGCGGCUCCAUCCCCGUGGAGCAGUUCGUGCAGACGCUGGAGAAGCAUGGCUUCAGCGAUAUUAAGGUGGAAGACACAGCCAAGGGCCAUAUCGUCCUGCUACAGGAAGCUGAGACGCUCAUCCAGAUCGAGGAAGAUUCGACCCAUAUCAUUUGUGACAAUGACGAGAUGCUCAGGGUACGGCUGCGGGACCUUGUCCUCAAAUUCCUACAGAAGUUCUGAGUGGAACACGAAAGCCAUCUCCACUUCCCUGAGACCUUGCUGCAGUCCUUCACUGUGGCUGCCCAGCACCCAGUGGAGGAAGGCCAUGCAGGCUGGCAGGUCUCUGUGGUGGUGGUCUCUGGCUUGAGCAACAUUCUCAGGAGUUACGGCCAGAAUCUCCCAGUCUGGCUUCUUAGCACUGUUUCCGGCAAGAGCUUUUCCUUUAUUUAACCUUCAGCCUCGUCUUCUUCCCAGUCCUGCCUCUCUCGGGUAGCCAGGCAGGUGAGGCAACAAGCCGAGGAGAAGGCUGAGAGCUACAGCAGCUUUCCAGAAGGUUAAUAGUGGAAGGAGAGGUAAAAAGAUGAGGACUUGUGACCUGUUUUUCAUGGUUUCACAGGCCUCGGGCAGGGGAACUAGUCUUUGAGUUUGUGUUAUUGUCUACAGUGCUGUACCUGAUAAGAAAGAUGAUCCCCCAAAAUUAGCAAAAUGAACCCAUCUAUCUGUAUUUUACAAUGUGAGCUCAUUUUGUUAAUAAAACUUAUUUUUUAUAGAAGUAGCUGUGUUCUGGUGAACCUACAAUUUAUACAGCCAUUUAGUAUCUGAAAGAAUAUGAAAAUAUACAGAACUGAACUUAGAAAACACCACAGCAAAUUUUAGUUUGGUAUGUUCAUUAGUAUAUUUCUUAAAUUGUACGAACGGGUGCUUAACUUCAUCUGAGCUGUGUCAGUAUGAGAAACAGAGCGUUGACGCUGACCUUGACCUUCUGGGGGAGGUCAAGCAUCUCAGGCUGAACCAGCAUCUCAGGCUCCACUCACAGUCUCCGGUCACCACUGCCUCUCCCACAGAUGAUCAGGAUUCUCCGCAUUCCACGGAGCAGUAAACUCAGACGCCUGUGUCUGAAAUAAUGGAAUUGCUUAAAACAGGUAUUUACCAGAUUACAUCAACUCUGACAUAGCAUCCGUUGUAACCCACGUGCCAAUUCUGCAAGUAUUAAAAUGUGGGGAGUAGCAUACAAGUCUUAGAACUGGCCAGCAGUGGAAGGAGACGCUUACCAUCUUUUCGGACCAGUUGAAAUUCAGUCGGAGGUCAGUCCAACCUGGCCAGCAGCAAGGCAUCACAAAGGGCUUUAGUGACCCAAGAACUGUAACACUGUAGAACUACUUCCUCAGGUUUCAUGGAGAGUUGGCUGUCAGUUCUGUCUCUGGAAUGGACAUGUCAGUGGGAAGCAGUUCUUCAUUCGAGGAGGAAAACGGCAACUUCAUUUUUGUCAUCUCCAACUUCACCAGCCUUGGGCCCAGGAACGAUUCAACCGUUCUCUGUUUCCCGAUGUGCAGAUCAUUCCAACCGAGGGGCCUAGGGUGUGUCUACAGAAUAAACUUCGGGAGAGGAUUAACAUUACAAGAGACGGACAUGCCAUGGUUAUGAAAAUUUAGUUUUGUUUUUAGUAAGAGAAUUGUAAAUAUGCAGCCCAUGUAGGCAUACUUCCUAAUAAAACUUGAGAGAAAUCA